UCUCUAUGGUCACUUCCGGGUGCGGCGGGGUGCGUAAAUGGCGCAUGCGCGGUAGGCUCCUCCCUUUCCGCUCGGGUCCUAGAGGAAGAUGGCCAAACGCACCAAGAAGGUCGGGAUUGUCGGUAAAUAUGGGACCCGUUAUGGUGCUUCCCUAAGGAAGAUGGUCAAGAAAAUUGAAAUCAGCCAACACGCCAAGUACACCUGCUCCUUCUGUGGCAAGACCAAAAUGAAGAGGAAGGCUGUAGGAAUCUGGCGCUGCGGUUCUUGCAUGAAAAUUGUAGCCGGAGGAGCCUGGACCUACAACACCACCUCGGCCGUCACAGUGAAAUCCGCCAUCAGAAGACUGAAGGAAUUGAAAGACCAAUAGAUCAUCCAUCCUUCUGAAGUUCUGCUCCUUGUCUGUUUUUCUGGACUGUUCUUUAAUAAAGGAUGUCUUGUAAAAUG
Messenger RNA from Rana temporaria (common frog), 444 nucleotides. It is a transcript of the gene RPL37A, whose product is annotated as ribosomal protein L37a. The record is from RefSeq and is a predicted model, not a curated record. Gene Ontology annotation, molecular function: structural constituent of ribosome. Gene Ontology annotation, biological process: translation. The transcript is spliced from 4 exons. Gene Ontology annotation, cellular component: ribosome. Lineage: Eukaryota; Metazoa; Chordata; Amphibia; Anura; Ranidae. Bases 89 to 367 code for a protein of 92 amino acids.